CAUUCUGUUUUGGAGCAGAAGACAAUACCAGAAAAUCUGCCAUCCCCAACAGACAGAUAUAAACUGAAGUAUCGUCAGUAUGAAGGAGAUAUGAAGGAAAAAUAUAAGCAGUAUUCUCAGAGAAUUGCAGAAAAGAAAAAAGACCACCUCCGGUGUCCAGAAGCUUCAAUAAAGUCUGACACAAUCAUGUCAUCUGCUUUCCAAGGAGUAACUCCUUUAUAUGCUGUACUGCAAGCCCAUCAAAAGGGUGUUUACAGGAACAGCCAAGUUAAUCCGAAACUGAAGAAGUAA
Messenger RNA from Fulmarus glacialis (Northern fulmar), 291 nucleotides. Its product is annotated as calcyphosin-2-like. The annotation marks the transcript as partial. The record is from RefSeq and is a predicted model, not a curated record. The transcript is spliced from 2 exons. NCBI's taxonomy places the organism in Eukaryota, Metazoa, Chordata, Aves, Procellariiformes, Procellariidae.